Messenger RNA from Pelobates cultripes (western spadefoot toad), 5546 nucleotides. NCBI's taxonomy places the organism in Eukaryota, Metazoa, Chordata, Amphibia, Anura, Pelobatidae. The record is from the annotation of a GenBank genome assembly.
AUGGGAGAGUCAGUUCCCCAUCAGCCUGAUGGGGAACGAGUAUCAAGGCAGCAUAGAUCUCAGCAGAAAGGUGAUCAGAGAGGGGCACGGGACAAUCCAAAAAGUCAGAAUGGAAAUGGUCAAGAGAAAGACUAUCGUCAUUCCAAAGGCUACAAUGAAAGGCCAGAUAGAAAGAGCUCUCAGGAGCGUGGUCAGCACCGGCAACGGGAGAGAGAUAAGUACCAUGAAGAGAGGUCAGAAAGAGGUCAUCAUGAUGAGAUAGGGAGUUGGCAUCACGAUAGAGAACGAUAUUAUGAGGAGCGGGCUACAAAUAGAGACAAAAGCGAGAGACGUCCAAACCAAUAUGAGAAAAGUGAGCACUAUCACAAAGAGAGGGAGCAUGGUAAAUCUCAGCAAGAGAAGACUCCAAACAGAUACGACGUAAGACACAACUCUCACAUGGACAGUGAAUCGUCCUGGAAGCAGGAUGAGAGGAGUAAUAACCGAUACAAGGAAAGGGAGCGGCCGCAGAAAGAUAGGGAGUCUUAUAGGAACCAAGGAGACAACAACCAGGAGAACUACCGCGAGAGAGACUGGCAUCACAGAGAUUAUCUGUAUAGUAUAGACCAAACACAGAGACAUCCAAUGGACGUGAGUGACAAAGAGCCUUAUUUCAAAGCUGAGAGGUAAGAAGCCAGUGCAUUUUCAUUUUCCAGUUUAAAUAAACUUGCUUGGUAUCCGGUAACAUUAUUGAUACAAAAUGACAAGUGCCAUCUUACUUGGCCUGAUGCCAAAAUCCACUGAAGAAGACUUCAUGCACGCAAGGUGUUAUAAUGAAACUGAUAGGACAUCAUGCAAUGUGCCUCAUUUACUGCAAUUUCCAGAGACCUGCAGUUUUUCAAAGGAUGUCUGUAGAGAAGAGGAAAUGGGAGGUAAACAUUCCCUGUCUUAAAGUCAUUAUGAUGGGGGCCAACUCCAGCCAACAUCAUCAAGAAGAAGUGCAUUUUUUUGCGUGUGAAUUAAGCAUCACUUGCUGCAUUUCACAGGCAUAUUUCUUAAAGGGACACUAUAGUCACCAAAAUAAUUUUAACGUAAAUAAGCUAUACAUCAUGCCCCUGCAGUCUCACUGUUUAAUUCUCUGCCAUUUAUGAGUUAAAUCACUUUGUUUAUGCAGCCCUAGCCACACCUCCUUGCAUGUGACUUACUCAACCUUCCUUAACACUUCUUUAAAGAGUCCUCUAAUGUUUACACUUCCAUUAUUACAAAUUCUGUUUAAUUUAGAAUUUCUCCUGCUCUGAGAGUAUCCCUUAGAAUUGGUAUCCAGAAUUCUGGUGAGCAGGUCUCACAGUCUAACUCACUAUAGGUAUGACAUAAUAUGUUAGCAGCUAGUUCAAUGCAUGUCGUUUGUUUGUGUUGCACAGGUCGUUUGCUCCAAAUGGCUCCCAGAUAAACGAUGUAGAAUAUUACGACACAGAAUCAGAUGGUGGAAUCCUCAAUUGUCACAAAUGCAGAUACCUAUGUACAGGACGUGGUAAGGACCCUUUAAGAAACAAAUUUAGCCAGUUUUGAGUUUUAGUGUAUAUUGCACCAAUAUAUCCCACUGUUCUGUGGUUUACAAAAGUUGGGCAAUGCGGAAACUUCUUGUGUCCGUAACAAGUGGCCUUGCAGCCUCUUUUAAUGACUGUUUAGAUUGUAAUAAAUAACUCCUUUGUUUAGACCCAAAGCCGAAACUAGCAGCCGUCUGCCUUGCCAUCGAGUGGAAUUUCUGGUUCUUCUAGGUGUGUUUUAGAAAAAAUGAGUUUCACUUUGGUUGUAUCGUCCAAAAGUGGCUGUACAUUGCAGAGGAGUGUUACUGCGUUAGCGGAGUUUAUCAAACACUUUCGUGAUCAAGUCAUGUGUUUGUCUAAUUGAACUCUGAACAAAUCAUCUUUGUUCAGUAAUCACCCCUUGUAAUUUCUGAUUGUCUGUUCACCUAGUUACCUGACAUGGAUUGCAAUUCCAAUGGUAAGCUCAACUGUCACAACAAGGCAAAUCCUCUUAGGUGAGCCCUACACUAACGAUUCACCUUGCUGAUUUCAGCUAAAAGAUAGAAAUCUCCAAUAAGUCAGAAAGGGAUAGUUUUUAUGAACCCCCUACACACAUAUUAACCCAUAAAAGGGGAACACAUGUGAUGGGCGGCAGCACUGUAACAUGGCUGUCUGAUACAAAAUGAGCUCUGCACUCAAACUCCCACUACUCCUGGGCAGCAGUAAUGACUAUAGUACACAGAACAGAAAUAAAAAAAACUGUUAGCUGCGCUCUAUCCCAAUUCCUAUACACAUUUCAGUAAAUGGAGGUUUUUUUUUUAAAUUUUAGUUUCACUUAAAGAGCCAUUGGAGUGAUUCUAAAAAAAAAAAAAAACUCCAGUCGUCGUGCUUGGGGUUACCCCCUCUGUUUCUUCCCAGUUUAUACUCCAUUAGCUCACCCCUUACUUUUAAUUAGGGAUUUCGCAUAGAGCACAGGUAACUCCUUUUUGGUUUAUGUUCUAUGCAUUUGGGCUGAUGAAUACUGUAGUCAUUGCUGAUGGCCAGGAGUAGUGGGAGUUUAAGCGCAGGUUUCCGUUUGUGUGUGUGUGUGUGUGUAUAUGGAUUGCAAUUCAUUUAGUGUGCCUGUCACCCAUAUUUACUUUAUUCAGUAGAAUAUGGAAAAAUAAAAAAUCUUCAUUUUCAGAUUUAUACAAGCCGAUAUCUGGUACCAUUCCAAAACAGAAAAUGCUAACUAUUCUUUGAGAGCACCAAGUUAGGUGCAGCAAUGCAUGUUCACAGACCAUGUUAUAAACAGGAACCUCCUCCAUUAGUAGAGGAAGCCGAUUGUAUGUACAGCUAAGUAUCUCAUUUUUAGACUUUCUCCCUGGUUGAAACUUGCCGAUCUACCUGCAUGUCCCUCGGAUCAGCGUCCAUUGUGUCCAUUGAGAGCCUUUGACAUACUUUUCAUUUUAUUACAAAUAGAUUUAAACCAAGAUGUUUUAGUAAUCUGAAAUGUUAUUUUCUUAAGUCAGUCUGAAAUAAACUUUCCCUCUUCCCAUUUACCAUCAUGGCAAUGCAUAACAAUGUCCCUUAGAUUGGCUAGCAGCAUUUCACGGUGACCCUGUAAACAUUUGUGCUCUAUUAGUCUGUCAUAGAUGCUGAAUACCCAGGUGAUCUGCAGGAAUUUGGAUGAGCUUAACAUUUUAUAAAAACGCAAAUUAAAAACUUGCGGAAAAAGCUGUAAAUAAAUCGUAUUUCUGAUGUCUGUUUAAUUUCAGCUUAUCUGAAUAACUAUAUUUAAAGUCCAGACAUUUAUGCAAACGUUACAGAGCAUGCAUAGUAAAAGGCAAGUCUUACAAUUUAUAUGUAAAUAUUGGAAUUAUCUAGGUUUAUUUAAUAAAUAAUCAGUUUCUAUUAAGAUGUUACUGGCAUUCUAGGAUCUGUUGCCUUAAUUUCUAUUUUUGUGUUCUGUUUUGUGUGAGUGGAGCGUUUGCCACCAACAGUGACUCGAGACUAGGAUCCCUCUGUCCCAAUAACCUAUGUUACUAAUACUAAGCAGUCUCAGCUGCUGCAGCACCUCUUACUAAAGUGAUCUGUACACUCUGAGAUUUUCCUGUAUAUUACAAAUGGAACAACACAAUGAAUAUUGGAUUUUUUUAAUAUCACAUCUUUGCUAUAAUGACUGUGAUCUUAUACCAAACACUAAAAUUAUACCUGGCUCCCUUCCUCUGGGUCCACUUUCUAAAAUGCUCCUAUUUAUUCUGCGUUUACUCAUACUCACCAUUCCCUAUUUGACUCUGUGACUCACGUUGAUUUUUAUGGCCAAAUACACGUCAUGUUCCCUCAUAUAAAUAAAAUGGGGUGAAAGGUUCACUUUCUAUAACCGUAAUUAUGUUAUUAUUAAAGGGACACUAUAGUAACAUAACUAUAUCUUAUCUCCUGCUCUGUUAAUAGCUUGCUAGACAUUGCAGAAGUCUCCUGUGUGUGAUUACAAGUUCAAUUAACAGAAAGGGGUAAACACUUGUAAAGUAAGUUAACAUCUGAUUGGAAAUAAAAACUUUUUUUUUUAAUUUUUCAUGCAGGCUGUGUCAGUCACAGCCAGAUGAGUUGUGACUAGGGCUGCAUAAACAGAAACAAAAGUGAUUUAACUCCUAAAUGGCAGAGAAUUGAGUAGUGAGACUGCAGGGGCAUGAUCUAUACACCAAAACUGCUACAAUAAGCUAAAGUUGUUUUGGUGACUAUAGUGUCCCUUUAAGCUUAGUUUGCACAUUUUUAGAUGUUCUUAUUCGGAGGAGAAAAGUGAAGUAUUCCUAGAUUGCAAACCAUGUAGAUCCAUAGACUGUUGUGUUUUAGAGAAUUUUAUAGUAAUUGUAAGUGUAGCCAUGUGGUAUCCAUAGGGAUUUAUUCACUACUCAUUGAGUUGGAGUGCGGUAUUGAGCAAUCCCUGUUUAACCCAAUUCCAUGAUUUGGUUAUUGUCCUUCUUUCAUCCACUAACCUCUUGGAUGUCCCAUAUAAUGUGGGCUGUAUGUCCUGAGACUGCACUCUCUUUAUAUGUUCUUGUCAGCAGGAGAGUUACUAAGAAUCCCAGCCAGGAGUGUUCUGAUUUGGUGCUACCGCAGUUGUAAAACAAAACACAAAAAAGGACUGGUGCACGCAAAUAUAUACAUAGCAUUAUUUGCUGAAUCUUGAAUAGUGAUUUCUCCAAGUAUUGCAAGUUUCAGGGCUAAUUAGCCAAAAUGGAGAAAUUUCGAAGCAGUGAUCAGGGUCAUACAGCAAUGUACAUCUUGACGUGUGUAGUGAUUGUGGCACAUGGACAGAGAUGUAAAGAGACCACCGCCUGUUUUGUACGAUACUGUAGUGUAUGUGUCAGUGUAACUCCCAUCACAGGGACCCAGCCACUGCCGCUCUGUUUUGCAUCUAAUGGCUCCCUCCUCCUUUUAAUCUUUGCAGCUUUCUGUCAGAUGGUGGAAGCUCUGCUGAACAUGUUGAUCCUGAUCUGCUGCUCCGUGUCCUACAAUUCUACCGGGGGUUUCACUGGGAUCACUAACCUGGGCGGGAUUUACUAUUACCAAUUUGGCGGGGCUUACAGUGGCUUUAGUGGUGCAGAUGGAGAGAAGGCCCAACAGUUGGACGUCCAGUUCUACCAGUUAAAGCUUCCCACCGUUACAGCCUCCAUGGCGUUUGGGGGAGCUCUCAUGGCAUUCAGCUGCUUGCUCCUUCUGCUUGGGGUUCUCCGUGUUCCGUGGCGACUUCCUGUCCUGCUACUUGUGGAAUGCGUGUUGGACAUUGCGAUCGCUGUGGGCUAUAUCCCAGCGCUGUAUUUUUACAUCACUAAGCUACAACAAGCGUACGAUUCCCAAGUUUGCAAAGACCGGGAGAGCCUUUAUAGCAGCAAAGGUUAUCAGGGCUUCACCUGCUCCCUUCAUGGCGCUGAUAUUGCAGCGGCGCUGUUUGCAUGCAUGGCCAUAAUAGCCUUCAUCCUCAGUGCCGUUCUGGCUGUCAAAGGAUUCAUAAGAGUCCGGCGCAUAAAAAAGAAACCGCAAACUUCACUCGACUUUUAG